This is a messenger RNA of Meloidogyne enterolobii, 497 nucleotides long. Lineage: Eukaryota; Metazoa; Nematoda; Chromadorea; Rhabditida; Meloidogynidae. The record is from the annotation of a GenBank genome assembly.
UACACAUUAUUCCCUUUUUAGCUUUGUUCGGAAUAACUCCAAACAAUUGCUCACCGCAAAUGCUGACCAAUUUCCUCUCUUCCCUACAAAUGCCAAUCAAAAAUAAUAACAAUUUUAAUUCCAUGGGAAUUCCUCCUUUUGUAACAACUACAACAAUGAAUACACCUUUUCCAUUAAAAAAUCUUUCACCCCAAAAUCAAUUUAAUUUAAAUAAAAUAAACGAAAAUUUGUAUGAUAAAAAAGAAGACAAAAAGGAAUUGACGGGAAAUGAUUUAAUUAAUUUAAAAAAUCAGAAUGGGAGAAAAAAGAGAAAAUCUACGGAUGAGAAUAUAAUCGAGAAUUAUUCUCUUCAGAAAGAAAGUUUAAAAUCUUUUGGAAAAAGUGGAAAUAAUGGAAAAGAUGGAAAGAAUGAAGGUAGUUGUCGGGGUCGUUUUGGCGCCGGGCCGUUUUGGCGCGAGAACAAAAAAGUGGCACUUAGUCGAGACCUAAAUUUAUAA